Toxotes jaculatrix (banded archerfish) is the source of this 2895-nucleotide messenger RNA. It is a transcript of the gene cobll1a, whose product is annotated as cordon-bleu WH2 repeat protein-like 1a. The transcript has 10 exons. Gene Ontology annotation, molecular function: actin monomer binding. The record is from RefSeq and is a predicted model, not a curated record. The coding region runs from base 100 to 2439 and encodes 779 amino acids. Lineage: Eukaryota; Metazoa; Chordata; Actinopteri; Toxotidae.
AGAAAGCUGAAAGAGAAUGGGAACUGUCUAUGGACACAGGAGGUUUACCUGACACUGGGAGCAGCUUCAGAUCUUGGGUGGCCCCUGAGGUUCCUUGAGAUGGACGAACAGGUGAAUCCGCUGGAGAUAGACCACUCUCUGUCUGUGGUUCUACCAGGGGGGCUAGAGAAGAACGCCACGGUGCAUGGAAGUAAACCGGUGAUGGACUUGCUGGUGACCCUUUGUGCAAGUUACCACCUCAAUCCGUCUGACUACACUGUCGAGGUCCUCUCGCCCAACAAGAACAACAUCAGCUUCAAACCGAACUCUCUCAUUGGCUCGCUGGAAGCGGAGAAGAUUGUGCUGAAGCCCAGAGGAGUGGAGGAAAAGAUAAGGAGGCCGUACAUGCCAGAGGCAACUGUACGUCUGUUGAUCAACUACAACAAGUCCCAUAAGGCUGUGGUGCGAGUGAAUCCCAGACUGCCCCUCGAGAUGCUGCUGCCAGUGGUGUGUGACAAGUGCGAGUUCAAAGUAGAAACAACCGUCUUGUUGAGAGACUCUCAGUCCGCUGAGCCUCUGGAUCUGACCAAGACCUUAAACGACCACGGACUGAGGGAAGUGUUUGCCAAAGACACAGCUGGUAAGGAGCCGACCGACCAUGAGCACCACGCCAAGACACCUGCAGCAGCUGUCACACCAGCAGAGGUCAUCUCACCACCUGCACUACAAGACCUGCCAAAGAAGGAGAAGAAACAGAAGGAGAACACAGGAUUCCUCAGCUUAUUUAGAAGAAGGAAGAAAAAACCUGAAAUGGAAGAAGCAGUGAGUGCUCCUGCGUCUCCAGGUCUCAGUAAACAAAUGGCAGGCAGUACGAAUGCGCAGGGUGUUUCCUCUUCUAACACCGUGCCAGGAGAUAUGCCCAAAAAGAGGCGAGCCCCUCAGCCGCCCAUGGGUGCAUCGCAGAGCGUCCCCAACAACCUCAGCACGUGUCAUCUAAGAGGGCCACAGAUGUCUGUAGAAUCUACCUUGAGGAGUACCAAGAGGAGGGCCCCACCCCCUCCAUGUGCAAACACACACCAGGGGCCGCAGGCAGACGCACAGGUUAAAGGGACUCCAGACUCUCUGAACACUCUGCAGGAGCUGAUAGAAAGUGACGAGUCAGACUCCGUACAUCUAUCACUAUCCUCAUCUUCGUCACCCCAUCCAUCACAAACACGGCCACCGCCAUCCUCCUCACGUCCAUCAUUUGAUCCAUAUCUGUCUUCGUUUCGAGGGAAAGACUUAUCUGACGCCCGCUGUGCUCUUGCCAAAGUCCUGACAUCCUCUGUGUCCAAAGGAACACUGGUUAAGCGUUUGAGGAAUUCUGCCACCUUCCCGAAAUUUCACAGUGGCUCCUCCUUAAUGUCCAUGAGUCAGAGGGGUCCAGAUAAUGGGGGUUUCUGUGCAGAACUUGAGUCUGUUCUUAAGUCUAACCUCCCCACUGAGCCUGAGUGGGAGGAUCCUCUACAGAGGAAGGGAAUGACCACUUUCAAAGUAGUUCCUUCGAAGAAACAGAAGUCCCAUGAGCCAGAGCUCACUCAGGAUGUCCCAGACCAGUGCCAGGUAACAAUGGAAGAUAGUCCUGAGACUGAAGCUUCCCCUGAGGCUCCGAAUAAUAAAACUGAGACUGAGGAGGAUUCAUAUUCCCCUGACCGAUCAGACACUGAAACAACUUUGCCUGAUCAGGCGCUCUCCACUCAGGAGAUCCAGGAUUCUGACGGGCCAGACUCUCCUCCACCUCUGCAUGAUUUAGACGAUCAGGACUGCACAGGUUCACCUCUUUCUGAAGUUGGGGACAAUGAUGAAGGACAGAAAGAAGAAGAGAAUGAACCUGAAGUCACAUCUGAGGUGACAGCAGCUGUACUGUCAGACUGCAGUGAUGAAGAACUCGCCACCGACGAUCAGAUCAACUCAGGAGAUCCGAGUGAAUUUCUUCAAAGCCCCGGGGAACAGUCUGUAAGCACAGACCAAUGUGGCUCACACGCUGACGAGAAGGAAACUGAGGAAGAAGUGGUACAAGCAGAAGAGGAGGACAGUUUCCCUCCUCCUCCUCCACCUGUCUUCUUUGACGAAAACAUAGAAGUCAUGGAAGAGGGACAAGAAGAUUCUACCACUGCUUCUCUGCCAUCCUCCCAGCCAACAAGUCCUGCCUGCAAUGGACAGAGCAAUGCAUUCAGUGAGGACAACCAAGACGAGUCAGCCACGUCAGCUGCACCAAAGCCUGUGGACAAGAUGAGUUCGGCUCCGUCCAGGUUUGCACAGGCGGUGGCGUUGGCUGUGCAGAGGUCUCGCCUCCAGAGUCGAGGGAAAGCUUUCGGCCCACAGGCCCCCAGCGGUCCACACAGCACACUUCCCUCACCACCCAGGUGCCUGACUGGCUUCCUCCCACAGCUGACUGAGGACACGGCGCUCAGCAUGUGACCUCCACAUGACCCACUGAUUAACACGAACUGCAUCAGUUUUCUGACAAGAAGCUACUGACUUUUUUUUUUUUUUUUUUUUGGCAAAAUAUGAUUAUGAUUGCACAGAAAUAUAAUUUCUGUGCAAGACACCGCGUUGUCUCAUUUUAUUUUUGGCUUUAUGUUCACAGGUUGAACAUAAACAUAUUCUGUUGUGGAUGAAAGCCAAAUGUACAGGACAUGAGUUGUUGAACUGACAGUGUCCUGUUUUUUCUUUACUUCCUUUUCAGUUUUCAUUCAAGAAGUGCCAAGACGGACAUAAUGCUGACGUCAGAGCUUUUUUUUUUUUAAACAACAGCAAUGAUGUAAUUGCAAUUAUCGGCUUAUUCUAUGUUUAUGCCGGGAUUUAUUUUCUCCCUCAGCAUGUACAUUUUUAUGCUUUCACACAUGAAGGAUGCAGUAAAACUCAUGAGCUCGG